AUGCGGUGGUCUCAAUCGCUGCUCUGGCUGUGUGCCGCGUCCACAGUGGCCGCUCAGUCCACUGAGGGCAUUUACAAUCUCGUCCAGCGUCGACUGCCGAACCAUGCUGACAGCUUUCGUUUCACACUAGUAAAUGCUACCCAAAUUGCGAACAGCUACGACCAGUAUGUCGUGAGCACCGCUGCCAAUGGCACAGUUCUUGUGCAGGGUAGCUCACUCAGUGCGUUGUCUUCAGGUCUCCAUCGCUAUCUCACCGCUGUUGCCCACGUCGAUAUCUACUGGUACAUUGGCAGUCACCUGGACCUUGCGCCCGCCAAGCUGCCGCAACUUGCUAGUCCCAUCAGUGGCUCUAGCACUGUGCCGUGGCGUUAUCACUUCAACACUGUAACAUUCUCCUACACUGCUGCUUUCUGGUCAUGGGAAGACUGGGAGUUGCAACUAGACUGGCUUGCCCUCCGCGGCGUGAACCUGCCACUCGCCUGGGUGGGCUUCGAGAAAAUCAUGGUUGAGGUCUUUCGCGAAAUCGGUCUCACGGACGCGGAGAUUGCAACUUUCCUUAGUGGGCCG
This is a messenger RNA of Penicillium arizonense, 567 nucleotides long. RefSeq lists its product as uncharacterized. Lineage: Eukaryota; Fungi; Ascomycota; Eurotiomycetes; Eurotiales; Aspergillaceae. The transcript has 3 exons. The record is from RefSeq and is a predicted model, not a curated record. The annotation marks the transcript as partial.